CCACUCCACUAUGUCUCCCUGUCAUGGCUUUUGCGCCAUCAGUACAGAUACCAACAUGAGCAACAGCUACGUUUAGCUACUUACGGACUGUUAGUGGAAUUUCCGUGAGAGAGUAAUGGUUCAUAUGAUUGGAUGUUAAUUAUUUGACUAGGCUACCUGUAUUUYUGUUGUUAUUUCGUACUGGAGCCGCCUUAUUGGGGAGAUGCACGUUUGGUAGCUAUGUCACAAAAUUGGAAGUCGGACUAUCGCGUUUUAGCAUCUGUGGACUAUUGCCGCGUUCAAAACAACUGGGAAAUCUGAAAUCUCCCGACUUCCGAGUACAGUGCYUKCAAGACAACUGGGAACUCAUAGAAACGAGCUCCAACUGGGAAAUAUCUUUAGAACGGUCAACCAUCUUGAAUUUCAAAGUCGGAAAUUCUGCAUCUUUCUAGAGCUCAAAAUUUCCGACCUGAAGAUCACUUAUGUCAUGAUUUAAUCCCGUUUUUUCCCCCGAAACCCAUUUGUGUUGAACGUGCCCUUUAAUUUAUGCUUGAGCCCUGCCCCGCCAGAGAUGACUGUUGCUAAGGACGCAUUUCCCAAGCAAGAUGGCUGCUGUCAAAAAACAAAUAAGAAACUCUCGCUACUAUUCCGGAGAAGUAACAAAUCUUACCCGGAACGGGUUUGGCGUGUAUGUGUAUCCAAACAGCUUUUUUCGCUAUGAGGGAGAGUGGAGUAAGGGCGAAAAACAUGGGCAUGGAAAACUCUUGAUGAAAGAUGGAAGCUACUACGAGGGGGAGUUUGCUCAUGGGGAAAUAGAGGGGAAUGGGUCAAGGUUCUGGGCAAAAACAGGCAAUGGGUUUCUGUUGGAUAAGGAUGGACAAACAUACGAGGGAUCAUUUCAUCAAAACAAGCGGCAUGGUGAAGGACAAAUGCAUUACAGGAAUGGGGAUCAAUAUGAAGGAGGUUGGCUUCUGGACCAACAACAAGGCCACGGAGUGAUGCACUUUGGGGAUGGAUCAGUGUACGAGGGCCAAUGGCGUAAUAACCUCUUCAACGGCCAGGGGACCAUGAUCCACUGUUCUGGGAUUAUCUAUGAGGGGGUGUGGACCAACGGCAGACCGCUAGGUGGCGCUUCGAAAGUUGUAAUAGAGGGAGGAGAUGUCUUGGAGGUCUUCCAAGAGACUCCAUUUUGUGUGGAAGUGCAACUGCAGACGGAGGCGGGAGAGAAGGCAACGGGUGAAAAUGGCAGAGUCUUACAAAUAUCCACUGCUAUCAGACUCUGUGAUCUCUCCCCGUCAACAACUCCAGCGAGCCUGCUGAAGAUGAUGGAAGACAUCAAGGAAACACCCAUCCCCACACCAUUUGGCUUUCAGGUUGUCAGCUACCCUUUGAUGGAGAGAGCCUUUGGAAGCCAGGUCUUCAUAGACACUGCAGCCCCCCUAGCCGUGGCUGCGGUGGCGGCUAAAUCAGGCUCAGCGCAGGCUGUCUCGCCACUGCUUCCCGAGGGCGAGUGGGAGUCUGGAAGCGGAUCAGACGGGCCGCCACUCGUGGGGGGUACCCCCAGCUACCUGGAUGGAAAGGAAGUGAGUGGGGAGCAGAAUCAGUCAGGAGAAGGGGAAUCGACCARCAUCACCGAGUUCUUCUCAGGACUCUAUGCUGGACAAGAGGAGGACUCCACCCCUCCUCCAGCCAAUCAGAGGGUGGAAGAAGGCCAAGCUAAAUUCCAAAAUCUACUGUUGGCCCCUCCCCCUCAUGACUUCAUCCCUUAUCAGCUGAUGGAUGAGCUGAAGAGAAACAUAAAGAAGCRGUCCAACAGAGCCCCAACUGAUAGACCGGGCCUCUCCCAGGACAAGAACUCAGAGCGCAGGUCAAGCACGGGGUCUUGUUUUACCAGCAACAUAAAGAAAAGCUCCAUUGACAGCAGGAGUGUGAGGCCAGGUGAAUAUGUGAUUAUGGUGAAAGAUGUCACCAACCCACCAUUUCAAGGCCAGACCUUACCCCCAGCAUUUGCCCUGCUGCGCUUGUUUCCUGCCAAGACCAAAAGUAAAAACAGCCAGACGGACAAAAUCAAGAGUAAGUGACGUCCUUCUCAACACGUCAGAGACUUUCAUAGAAGACUUUAGAAGAGAAGCAUGACACGACCUUCAGCACUCAGAACCUCACAAUAAACUCUUCAAUGGGACAUAAACAUGUUUGUUCAACAUCAACUUUGGCAUUUAUUACUUCAAAUUGUUUAUACAUGGUCAUGUUUUCAGUAUGGAAGAAUCCAGACAUGGUUUUAGUGACAGUUGUGAUAGAAGGGAGAUUCACUCAUUGAUACAGAGCAGCAGAGUUUAUACUUUACUGGAAAUGCCCUAAAUUAUGCUAAUAAGGUUCUAUAUGAUUGGAAGCAGCCUCAUUUAACCUCAAAUAAAAAUGAGUGAAAUAAAAA
Messenger RNA from Salvelinus sp. IW2-2015, 2410 nucleotides. RefSeq names its product MORN repeat-containing protein 1. The record is from RefSeq and is a predicted model, not a curated record. Gene Ontology annotation, cellular component: cytosol. NCBI's taxonomy places the organism in Eukaryota, Metazoa, Chordata, Actinopteri, Salmoniformes, Salmonidae.